AUCAACAACAUGAAGAAUGCAAACUUUCCCGUCGACAAUGAGGGUCGUACUUAUCAUGUCGGUGUCAAGCAUAAUGAGGUUGCCAACAGAAUCAUCACUGUUGGUGAUCCCAAACGAGCCUACAAGAUUGCUGAGCACUUGGACAGCACUGUUUUCAAGCAUGAAUCCAAGCGAGGUUUUACCACCAUCACUGGCACUUACAAGGGCACUCCCGUCAGUCUGAUUGCAAUUGGCAUGGGCACUCCCAUGGCUGAUAUGAUGGUUCGUGAAGUUCGUGAAGUGGUUUCUGGUCCUAUCAUCAUGAUCCGAUUUGGCUCCUGUGGUGGAAUUGGCGAAAACUCUCGCGUUGGUCUGAUGGCUGUGGCCAAGGAUGGUGCUGUUAAUGUAUGCCGCAACUACGACUACUUUGCUCCCAUGUAUUCUGGUACUGCUCCAGAGGCUACGUCUACAGAAGGUCCUUAUCUGGUUUCCAAGAUCUGUCCCUCUGAUGUUCAGCUCUCCGAAUUGCUUUAUUCCAGUUUGAGUGAUUGUCUUGGCAAGGAUGCUGUUAUUACUGGUCUGAAUGCUACUGCCGAUUCCUUCUACUCGUCGCAGGGUCGUCAAGAUCCUGGAUUCAACGAUCACAACAGCGAUCUGAUUGAUACUAUUCGUAAAAAGUAUCCCAACUGUGAAACCCUCGAGAUGGAAUCUCAUAUGCUUCUCCACCUUGCUCGUUGUGCCACUUUCCAUACUCCACAGGCUAGUAUCCGUGCUACUGCCUGUGCCAUGGUGUUUGCCGAUCGCAAAACCAAUGCGUUUAUUGCUCCCGAGACUGUUCAUGAACUUGAAGCAAAGGCCAGUCGUGCCAUUCUUGAUGCUCUUGUUGCUUGUCCCAUGAAAUAAACUACGAGUUUACUUGUAAGAAUUG
Batrachochytrium dendrobatidis JAM81 is the source of this 907-nucleotide messenger RNA. RefSeq lists its product as uncharacterized. Gene Ontology annotation, cellular component: cytosol. Bases 10 to 882 code for a protein of 290 amino acids. Gene Ontology annotation, molecular function: uridine phosphorylase activity. NCBI's taxonomy places the organism in Eukaryota, Fungi, Chytridiomycota, Chytridiomycetes, Rhizophydiales. The record is from RefSeq and is a predicted model, not a curated record. The transcript has 4 exons. Gene Ontology annotation, biological process: uridine catabolic process.